This is a messenger RNA of Porites evermanni, 2001 nucleotides long. NCBI's taxonomy places the organism in Eukaryota, Metazoa, Cnidaria, Anthozoa, Scleractinia, Poritidae. The record is from the annotation of a GenBank genome assembly.
AUGGCUCAGUCACUAUACCACUUACCCUCCGAACAAGUGUUAGUUGAAUGUCGUGCGAUCGUGUUUUCCCACGAUAUUAACCGAUGGGUCGAGGUGGGUGAGCACAACGUUUAUUCGCGAAUUCAACUGAUAUGCAUACGUUCACCCGGAAGUACUGCAGUGUAUAAAGUUCUAGCGAGACUAGAAUCUACGGGAACGGUAAGAAAUUUAACUUAAAAAUAUAUCUUCAUGUUGCAAAUGUUCAGAAACUGCGGUAAGUUACGGGUAUUUACUCCACCUUGAACAGGGUGUCAUUGUAGUCUUCUUCCAUCUAGUAAGCUUUGUAGUGUAAAGGGUAAAAAUUGUGUUUAACCAAAGCAUUAUCCAUUCGCUGUUAGACAGAUCUUGAAAGAACGUCGAAAUUCCCCGUGCUCUUCAAGGUGAUGAUGAUUUUCGUUUUUCUAUAAGGCUUUUGUUUAGGUGAAAAAAAAAACAUUCAUCAUGAAUUCUAAGUUAGAUACUAUUCAUGAUUUCAUAUCUGUUUUCUUUUACAUCAAGAUAUUUGCGUUAUUGACCAAGUGCGAGGGAUGGGUAGAUAUUGGCGAAGUUGUUCUCUGCGUACUUAUUGACUCAGACAAAGUCGAGGUCAUUAAAAACAUUGACCAAUAUCCAGCAAUCUUGGGAUUAUGGGUGCUACUUCUAUAUAUAAAUUUAAAGGAGACUGCACUAAGUUUCUUGUAUUAUUUUCCUCUGUGUAGGUGACGAUUAACAUUCCUUUAUCUGAGCGGGUAACUUACCAUGUAACUGAACCUUCAUGGCAUCAAAUACGUAUUGACCUGCAAGGACUGUAUUAUGGUCUGCGCAUCAGUCCCGAUACUGAUGGGAACAAUUUUGCUGUCAUAAUACAGCAUACCCUUCGCUCUUUGCAAGGUAAUUAGAAUACUCCUGUGUGAAAAGUGAUGCUCUUUGUUAAGCUCUAAAGAUGUAGUAGGUUGGGGAGUAGGGAUUGUCAUGCUAUUUUAGGGAUUGUCAUGCUAUUUGCCAUCUUUUUAAAAGGCUAAAACGUAUCCCCAUGUCAAUUGCACUCUAAAAAAUAAUGGUCCAGUUCUGUUAUGUAAGACUAUAUUAGGCAUUGAAACUGUUUCCUUUAGUCUGUUGCAACAGAUGGCAAGGAUGGACAUUCAAGUUUUAAGGCUAUGCCUGCAAUUAUGACAGUGUUUAUUUUUUCCCUGAUGAAAUUGGGAAGUGGGGGCUUAGAGGCAGAUCCUACAAAAACACAGCAAAAUCACUGUGAACAAAAAAACUGUAGCCCUCUGUGAUCAGAAAGGGCAUCACAUAAUCAGCUUUCACUAAAACAAAAGAACUUUGAACAUCCUCGUCCAUGUACUUCAUUUAGAAUAUUCAAGAAACUGCACUAAUCCACACAUGGACUACUACAGCAAAACUAAAAACAAGGGCAGGGAGAAUAAAACAGAACAGAAAAUUAUGCAUAUUGCAAGAGCAAACACUGAAUUGGAAACUGCGAUGUGAAACUGAGAAGGUCCCUAAUACCCCAUCCCCUGUGCACUGAAAUACUAAACUUAAUUUAGGCACCAGGUACUGCAGUUGGUUAAAUUAAGGCAGGAAUAGCCCUUAUACAUAGUUACUUCAGACCUUCAAAUUUCACAUUAAUGGUGAACUUAUGAGGUUUCAACAUAAUAAACUUCAAAUGCAGAUAAUGAGUUGUCAGAGAUACUACAUACUGCUUGUGCAAAUGCAAGGAAUUUUGCCCUCAAACAAGGCGUGGUGGUUAAAAAAGCAAGACUGUGAUCAACAUUCAUGUUGGCUACUUGUUGUCUCAUUGUCUCUUUGCUUAUCCAUGUUUAAUCUGUAGGUACUCAGGACCAACCAACUUGGCCAAAACCCCUGAUACCUUUACAACAGGUGCCUUACCUACUGUGCCAGCAACUGCAGGAGUAUUUAGAACUCCAGACCCUUCCCCUCAGGUGGAUAGAGGACGUGCACAGACAAGACGUGAUUUAG